AACAUUGACAUUGUAGAAUGGCAACAUUUUUUGGAGAAAUUCUGCCAGUCAUUUCCAGAGCUGUAGAUGAUGACGAGGAAGAAGAGUCGUUUGAAAAUUUAGAGACCUCUGUAAAACUGAAAUGGAAAAAGGAAGUCAAAGAAGAAUUAGAAGUAACAAAAGAUGAGAAGCUUCAAGUGGAUGCCUUCGUUUUAGCUAUUGGCCCUGCUGCAACAGGUUUCACACAGACAUACGUCACACACCAAAAUUAUGAGAUUAUAGGUGCCCUGUUUUGCGGGAUGAAGGAGGACGAUGUAAACACAUUUGGACAGACAUCCCCCACAGAUAAAACUUGUUACAUCUACAGGAAAUGUGAUUACCCUAGUGCCCUCGUCUGUGAAUGCAACUAUGAUGUAAGGCCAGAGUAUGCCCACUCCUUUGUUAAUCAGUUAAUGUCCUGUCUCAACCUAAGUGAAGGUCAUGUUGUGAUACUGAGUUCAGCCUUCACCAGUGAGUACAAGUCAGAAAUCCCCACAUCAGACAUGAACCCUCCUUUCCUGAGAGCCCUGAAAACGGCCCCAUUCAUGGGAACUCCUCUCUGUCCAUAUUUAGAGCAACCUAAUGUGGUGACUGGACUUCCCGCUCAAGUAAUGACCUAUUGUCACAUCCACAAAGUGAAGGCUGUGUUAUACGUGUGUUACACAGACACAAUACAUUUAGACUUCGCUACCAUGAAAACAUUUCAACCUCUUGUUGAAACUACUCCUAUACAUUUGAUAAGAGAGAAAAAUACCAAGGCUAGUGAAACCCUGAAGAAAAUUGUGGACUUACACACAAAACACAGCACUCUUUAUUUAUAGCAGUAAAGCAUGGACUUUUUUGUGAUUCUUUGUGAAUGUGCUGAGAUGUGAUUGGUAUGUUCCAGUCUUGUAUGUGUUAACAUGUGCCUAUACUUGACUCUGUGAUACACCUUUUGUGUAUCAUAUUUUGAGCAACUGUCAGAGUGAGAUGUAUUUGUUCUACAGUGAAAGAGAAAUGACACAAGAACAGAAAUUCUACGGCCAUUCUGUUCAACAUUUAAACAUUUAAGAUUGAAAGGACUUGUAACCAUAAGUAUUAAAAUCUUCAUCAAAUAACUGAUGAGUUCUCUCAGUGUUUUUAGAAGCAUUGAUGAAUUAAUAUUUAGAAGUAUGGAUAUAAUGCUUCGUUAAUAUUUUAUGGGCAUAGCUAUGGUUUUCUGUGUAGAAACAGUGUAACUUUUUAAAUUUAGUUAUGGUUUAAAUUGUUCUGAAACAUUCAGAUUGUAAAAUUUUUACAGAGCAUUUUGAUCAAAGCCAUCAUUUCAUUAUUUUACUUUAGUUAGUAUUUCCAUCCUCCAGCAUUUUUUUGACAAAUACAGUUUUCUUCUUCC
Molecule: messenger RNA, 1390 nt
Organism: Saccostrea cuccullata (small rock oyster)
Lineage: Eukaryota; Metazoa; Mollusca; Bivalvia; Ostreida; Ostreidae
Product: proteasome assembly chaperone 1-like
Exons: 6
Coding region: 18-839 (273 amino acids)
Biological process (GO): proteasome core complex assembly
Cellular component (GO): endoplasmic reticulum
Molecular function (GO): proteasome binding
Source: RefSeq, a predicted model, not a curated record